ACCAGAGUUUAAAUGCUGAACAGCCACUGCCAUUCUCUAAUGACACCCUCCCCCUUUCUCUCUUCCUCACUCACUCACAUUAUUUCUCUCAGUGCUGCUCACUGUUGCUCCAGCAUUCACUUGGUGAAGUCCUGUUUUAUCAUCAGAAAGUUUCUUCUCUGGAUCCAGACACCAUCAAAUUUCUGCAAGUGGUUCAGCACGUUAGAUUCAUCCUACUUCAGUUAUUCCCUUGUGGAGAUCUCACAGCAGUUUGCUGGUUAAUAAAUAACAAUGUCGCUCCUGACGUCCGUGCUGAUAUGUCUCAUUGUCCAGCUGUGUAUGGGAGAUCAGCCUGUGGAGGAAGUUGUCACAACAAAAAAUGUGCCUCUCCUGGGUGGCUGGUCUGAGAGGAAUCCUGAGUCAUCUGAGAUCAAGAAGGCAACCGAGUAUGCUGUGAAGAUGUUCAACAAUCACUCCAAGGGCAAGAAGAUGUUCAAACUUGUUUCCAUCACUUCUGCCAAGGCUCAGGUGACCAGUGUGAUCAACUUUAAGAUUAAUGCUGUCCUGGGAAAAACCAAGUGUCUCAAGAGUGAAAACCAUGACUUGGAGAACUGCAGCCUUGAUAAAAAGCAUCUGAAGUGUCACUUUGUGGUGGCUUUCAACCCCCGAGACAACACACACGAUCUGUGGAAACAAAAGUGCACAAAACCCGAGAAGAAGAAGAAGGAGGUUUAAUUUUUUACAGGCUUAACUUUUUUUAUAGUUUAGGUCUAUAGCUUUGACUACCUUAAUAACUUUUGAUACAAUGUUGAUUUUUUCAUUUUUUUCUGAAUAAAUGUUUUGCAGCUGAUUUUAAUUUCUGGAUAUGAUCAAACAAUUUGGAACAAUGACAAAUCACAAUGUCAAUAAAAUUAGUUUGGAAAAAU
Molecule: messenger RNA, 905 nt
Organism: Larimichthys crocea (large yellow croaker)
Lineage: Eukaryota; Metazoa; Chordata; Actinopteri; Sciaenidae
Product: cystatin-like 1
Exons: 5
Coding region: 271-714 (147 amino acids)
Cellular component (GO): vesicle; cytoplasm
Molecular function (GO): cysteine-type endopeptidase inhibitor activity
Source: RefSeq, a predicted model, not a curated record